This is a messenger RNA of Suricata suricatta (meerkat), 1904 nucleotides long. RefSeq names its product RNA binding motif single stranded interacting protein 1 (gene RBMS1). Gene Ontology annotation, cellular component: cytosol; ribonucleoprotein complex; nucleus. The record is from RefSeq and is a predicted model, not a curated record. NCBI's taxonomy places the organism in Eukaryota, Metazoa, Chordata, Mammalia, Carnivora, Herpestidae. The transcript has 15 exons. The coding region runs from base 367 to 1635 and encodes 422 amino acids. Gene Ontology annotation, molecular function: poly(U) RNA binding; mRNA 3'-UTR binding; poly(A) binding.
CGCAGCACUUUCCACUGGUACUGAUCACCUCCCAGCCCCGCUCUGCCUGCUCGCCGGAGUGGAGAGCGGCCCGCGCGCCAGCCCUUGGCAGCCUCGGAGCAGUGGGGCUCCGGGAGGCAACUCCUUGGGAGCGCCCUGUCCAGGGUGCCCUCUGCGCUCUGCAGUGUCUUUCUCUCUGCCUGGGAGGAGGAGAAGGAGGAGGAGGAGGAGGACGACGACGACGACGUCUGGUCCCGGCUGGGAGGUGGAGCAGCGGCAGCCGCCGCCGCCGCCGGAAAGGGAGAGGCAGGAGAGAUCGAGACUUGGAAACCCCAAAGUGCCCGCGACCCUGCACGGCAGGCUCACGGCAGGCUCCCUUCCAGCUUCAUGGGCAAAGUGUGGAAACAGCAGAUGUACCCUCAGUACGCCACCUACUACUACCCCCAGUAUCUUCAAGCGAAGCAGUCUCUGGUCCCAGCCCACCCCAUGGCCCCUCCCAGCCCCAGCACCACCAGCAGUAAUAACAACAGCAGCAGUAGUAGCAACUCAGGAUGGGACCAGCUAAGCAAAACGAACCUCUAUAUCCGGGGCCUGCCUCCCAACACCACAGACCAGGACCUGGUGAAGCUGUGUCAGCCAUAUGGGAAAAUAGUCUCCACGAAGGCAAUUUUGGAUAAGACAACGAACAAAUGCAAAGGUUAUGGUUUUGUCGACUUUGACAGUCCUGCAGCAGCUCAGAAAGCUGUGUCUGCCCUGAAGGCUAGUGGGGUUCAAGCCCAAAUGGCAAAGCAACAGGAACAAGAUCCUACUAACCUAUAUAUUUCUAAUUUGCCACUGUCCAUGGAUGAGCAAGAACUUGAAACUAUGCUCAAGCCAUUUGGACAAGUUAUUUCUACAAGGAUACUGCGUGAUUCCAGUGGUACGAGUCGUGGUGUUGGCUUCGCCAGGAUGGAAUCAACAGAAAAGUGCGAAGCCGUUAUUGGUCAUUUUAAUGGAAAAUUCAUUAAGACACCACCUGGAGUUUCUGCUCCUACAGAACCUUUAUUGUGUAAGUUUGCGGAUGGAGGACAGAAGAAGAGGCAGAACCCAAACAAGUACAUCCCUAAUGGAAGACCAUGGCAUAGAGAGGGAGAGGUGAGACUUGCUGGAAUGACACUUACUUAUGACCCAACCACAGCUGCUAUACAGAACGGAUUUUAUCCUUCACCAUACAGUAUUGCUACAAACCGAAUGAUCACUCCAACUUCUCUUACACCCUAUAUUGCAUCUCCUGUAUCUGCCUACCAGGUGGCAAAGGAAACCAGAGAAAACAAGUAUCGGGGCUCUGCUAUCAAGGUGCAAAGUCCUUCUUGGAUGCAACCUCAACCAUAUAUCCUACAGCACCCCGGGGCCGUGCUAACUCCCUCGAUGGAGCACACCAUGUCACUACAGCCUGCAUCCAUGAUCAGCCCUCUGGCCCAGCAGAUGAGUCAUCUGUCACUAGGCAGCACCGGAACAUACAUGCCUGCAACGUCAGCUAUGCAAGGAGCUUAUCUGCCACAGUACACACACGUGCAGACAGCGGCGGUUCCUGUGGAGGAAGCAACUGGUCAGCAGCAGGUGGCUGUCGAGACGUCUAAUGACCAUUCACCAUAUACCUUUCAACCGAAUAAGUAACUGUGAGAUGUACAGAAGGGUGUUCUUACAUGAAGAAGGGUGUGAAGGCUGAACAAUCAUGGAUUUUUCUGAUCAAUUGUGCUUUAGGAAAUUAUUGACAGUUUUGCACAGGUUCUUGAAAACGUUAUUUAUAAUGAAAUCAACUAAAACUAUUUUUGCUAUAAGUUCUAUAAGGUGCAUAAAACCCUUAAAUUCAUCUAGUAGCUGUUCCCCCGAACAGGUUUAUUUUAGUAAAAAAAAAAAACAAAAAAAAAACAAAAAAGAAAAAC